This is a messenger RNA of Syzygium oleosum, 1121 nucleotides long. Its product is annotated as F-box protein At1g55000. The transcript has 2 exons. Bases 43 to 843 code for a protein of 266 amino acids. Gene Ontology annotation, molecular function: protein binding. Lineage: Eukaryota; Viridiplantae; Streptophyta; Magnoliopsida; Myrtales; Myrtaceae. The record is from RefSeq and is a predicted model, not a curated record.
CAUAGACAUUCCAUCUCUCUCUCUCUCUCUCUCUCUCUCCAAAUGGGCUGCUGCGGCAACGACGACGACGGCGGCGACGGCGGGGAACCUCCGCACCCUUCCCCUGCCCGGACCCCCGACCUCUCUUCGCCGCCGUCCUCCGCCGCCUCCGACGAUUCCACCAUCUCGCCGAUGAACUCCCACUUCGCCGCCCUCGCCUGCCGCGACACCCUCCGGAUCAUCUUCGAGAAGCUCCCGGUCCCGGACCUGGCCCGCGCGAGCUGCGUCUGCCGAAUCUGGAGCUCGGUCGCCUCCGAUCGGGACAUGGUCACUCGAGCCUUCGCGGCCCCCUGGAGGUUGAAGGAGGUGGUCGGCGUCCCCAGCUCGGGUAGCUUCUGGAGGGAUAAUGGCAUAGGGAAGUUCGCCAUCUCGCAUCGGAUAAAGCGCGGCGAUAGCGUCGCGAGCCUCGCUGUGAAGUACUCGGUUCAGGUCAUGGACAUAAAGCGCUUAAACAACAUGAUGAGUGACCAUGGUAUAUAUUCGAGGGAGAGAUUGUUGAUCCCCAUAAGUAACCCUGACAUUCUUAUUGAUGCCACAUGCUACAUAGAGCGAGAUAACCAUGCAAAGAGGGAAGUUGCUGUGCUUUAUCCAGAAGGUGUCCGGGACAUAGAGAUAAGUUCUUUGUUGAAGAGGACAACCUCUGAACAAGGGAAGAAGAGGAUACUCGACUCGCUUAGGAGGAGCAUGCAGGUUGAUGACGGGACUGCCCAGUACUACUUGUCUAUCUCUGAUGGUGAUCCAAGGGCUGCACUCUCGGAAUUCUCCGAAGACCUUAGGUGGGAGAGACAGGUGGGCUUGGCCUAAAUGAAAUGGUUAGGCAACAUUGUGGCUGCUUUAAUAAGAUGAAAUGAAUGGCAAAGGCACCUUGAAGCGUGGCAUUGGAUUUGGAAUUGAACCUAUUUCUCCAUGUAUAUGAUUAAUCAAUUCCUCCAAGUCGCAUUUGUUUCUAUGCAUUCUUGGGGCGACUUAAACCGUCGAGUAACUUGUUUACCACACUUUGUGGAUACACCAUUGUAUAAUGCACUUGUAAUAUGCAUUUCAUAUGAAAAUAGUGUCUGAAAGGAAGGGUGGUGGUUCUUGUA